AUGCUUGCAGAUGUCCCGACGGAUGACGGAGGGAGUCUACCACCCGAACCUCAUCGCACGGCUGGAUUCAGGGGAACGACUCGCGACAACUUGGACGACCAACAUUGCGAACAAAAAGGCGCUCAACCCCGAUCUUACAACAACAGAGGAACGGCGAACAACAGUGGAACGGCGGUCGCAACUGUGAAAAAGGAGAAACCGGAGGGCGCUCCCAAACAGACACGAAAAGCCACGGCAAGCCGGAUCGUCUGGAACGGACGAGGAUAUCACAACCAUAGAUACAUCUUUCCGGUUGGCUUCCGAAGCAAGAAGCAGUACACUUCUUUGUCUGACACAUCCAAGAAGACCUACUUUAUCAGCGAAAUCUUGGACGGCGGAGAGCAACCCAUCUUUCAAAUCACGCUGGAGGACAUGCCGGAGAAGGUAUUCCGACACUCAUCGUCAAGUGGCGCAUGGGAACUUGCACUGAAAGGACUGAUGGAGCUCGGAUUCAACGCAAAGACGCAUGCCUCAGGACCAGACAUGUACGGAUUGACAAAUCUCGGUGUGAUCAAGUACAUCCAGGAGAUGCCCAACGCACACCGAUGUAGACGUUACAUGCCUCUGAAGUGGAUCAUCGACGAAGGUAACGUCGAGGGAGGUUCUCCGGAUUCGUCUGGCCAAGGGUUCAAAUCCUACGAUGGCGGCAAACCUGGAUCACGGAGAAAGAAGUUUAACAACAGCCUCUACGCCAGCAAUCACGAUGUCCUCUUGUCGACUCAGGAAGAGGCUGCAGCUUCAUCGACCUCGCCGCACAAGGUCCCAACCUCACCGCCCUCGCGACCCUACACUCCACGCAAAUAUACCAGGCGCAAGAUCAAUGACUCUUCUGCCACCAACGACCUCACACUCCUAUCGCCUCCGCCACCCCAGCCUAACUUUUCGUCGCCGCCGCCACACGACGUUAUGGGGUCCUACUCGGGAGGUUAUCACUCUGUCGACUAUGAUCGCGAGGAGCGUGAACACGAUAGGGCACGACAACAACAACGACACUAUAAACAACAGCACCAGCACCAACUGCAGCAACAGCAUCACUUGUCAAGGUCCACGACUCCUUUGCCUUCGACUGUGACGACUGCUGCAGCGGCAGCAACAAUGCCCCGAUCCAUUUCUGGUCAAGGGCCUUAUUACCCGGAAAGGUUCCCGAGCCAUCCACCUCAACUGCCACCACCCAACACCGACACUUUGCAUGUUCGAAGCAAAGAUCCACACGACCAUUACGACCCCUACCAGCAGCCUCUCAUGGAGCCCUAA
This is a messenger RNA of Linnemannia hyalina, 1293 nucleotides long. The record is from the annotation of a GenBank genome assembly. NCBI's taxonomy places the organism in Eukaryota, Fungi, Mortierellomycota, Mortierellomycetes, Mortierellales, Mortierellaceae.